CGCUCCCAGGCUUAGGGGGUUGGCACUGCUGCUGCUGUCAGCGCCGCUGAGAGCUGGGCGGAGAACGCGGGAGAGCUUCCCCGCCAUGGAUUCUGUGAUGUUUGAAGACGUUGCUGUGGACUUCACCCAGGAAGAGUGGGCCUUGUUGAACCUGUCUCAGAAGAAACUCUUCAGAGAUGUGAUGCUAGAAACCUGCAGGAACCUCACUGCUAUCGGCCACAAAUGGGAAGACCAGAAUAUUGAAGACCGUUAUAAGAGAUCUGGAAGAAAUCUAAGACGUUCCAUGAUUAAGACAAUCUGUGAGCAUAAAGAAGAUCGUCAGGAUGGAGAAACUUCCAUGUGCAUAGCAAAUGCCACUAUGAGCAUGAAAAUUUCUAAUGAGAGAACACCAUGUGGACACAGUGUGCGUGAAAAGGUUUCCAUGAGUCAUUCACCCUUUAAUAACCAUCCUACUUCUCACUCUCAACAUAAACCAUAUGAGCAUGAGGAGUAUGGAACCAAGCCACAGAACUCUAACUCUCUCACAAGCUGUCAAAGACAUAUGAGAACUCACACUGUGAAUGGAUCUUCUGAACUAAAGACUUCUUUACAACCUUGUGGACUACCAAGUUCAUUGGGAAUACAUCAAGAAAUGCAAAGUGCAAAGAAGUUUUAUCAAUACAAGAAAUGUAGAAAGACCUCUGCUGAUGUGAAUUCAUGUAACACACUUGGAGAAACUCAAACUCUAAGAAAAUAUUACCAGUGUAAUAUAUGUGGUAAAUAUCUGUGUUCCUCCACUUCUCUUCUAGGACAUAAAAGAAUUCAUAGUGGUGAAAAACCCUAUGAAUGUAAGCAAUGUAAUAAAGCCUUUAGAUUUCCUAGUUCCUUACAGUUACAUGAAAGAAUUCAUAGUGAUGAAAAACCCUAUGAAUGUAAACGAUGUGGUAAGGCCUUUAGACAACUCAAUAACCUUAAAGUACAUGAAAGAAUUCACACUGGAGAAAAACCUAAGGAAUGUAAGCAAUGUGGUAGAGCCUUUAGACAUGAUGGUAAUCUUCAGAGACAUGAAAAAAAUCAUAUUGUAGUAAAAUCCAAGGAAUGUAAACAAUGUGGUAAAGCCUUUAGACGUUACAGCCAACUUCAAAGACACGAAAGAAUUCAUACUGGAGCCAAACCCUAUGAAUGUAAACAAUGUGGAAAAGACUUUACAAGUCGCAGUAAUCUUCAAAGACAUCAAAAAAUUCAUACUGGAGAAAAAUGCUAUGAUUGUAAACAGUGUGGUAAAGCCUUUAGAUAUCACACUACACUUCAAGUACAUGAAAAAAAUCAUAGUGGAGAAAAACCCUAUACAUGUAAGCAGUGCGGAAAGACCUUUAGCUGGCACAGUAGUCUAAAGUUACAUGAAAAACUUCAUACUGGAGAAAAACCCAAGGAAUAUAAACCAUGUGGUAAAGUCUUUAGAUACGAUUCUCAUGUUCAAAGUCAUGGAAAAAUUCAUAAUGGAGAGAAACCCUUUGAAUGUCAACAAUGUGGAAAAGCCUUUAGAUAUCACCGUUAUCUUCACAGACAUGAAAAAAUCCAUACUGGAGAAAAACCAUAUGAAUGUAAACAAUGUGGCAAAACCUUUAGAGAAUACUAUAAUCUUCAGUCACAUGAAAAAAUUCAUACUGGAGAAAAACCCUAUGAAUGUAAACUAUGUGGUAAAGCCUUUACACAUCACAGUGAUCUUCGAAAACAUGAAAAUAUUCAUACUGGUGAAAAACACUAUGAAUGUAAACAGUGUGGUAAAGCUUUUACAAGACACAAUAGUCUUCAUAUACAUGAAAAAAUUCAUUCUGGAGAAAAACCUUAUGAAUGUAAAAAAUGUGGUAAAGCCUUUACACAUCACAGUUAUCUUCAAAAACAUGAAAAAAUUCAUACUGGAGAAAAACCUCAUGAAUGUAAACGAUGUGGUAAGGCCUUUAGAUGUUACAGUGAUCUUCGAAGGCAUGAAAAUAUUCAUACCCUAGAAAAGCAGUAUGACUGUAAACAGUGUGGUAAAGCUUUUACAUGUCAUCGUUAUCUUAAAAAACAUGAAAAGUAUCAUACUGGAAAAAAAUUCCAAUAGAUGUAAAUUGUGUGUAAAGCCUUUGUCACCAUUAUCUUCAGUCACUUGAAAGAAUUCAUACUAGAGAAAGUCUUAUGAAUAUAAAAUAUGUGAUAAAGCCUUUACACAUCACAGUAAUCUUCGAAAACAUGAAAAAAUUUGAUAAUACAAAAAAAAAA
Nannospalax galili (Upper Galilee mountains blind mole rat) is the source of this 2244-nucleotide messenger RNA. Its product is annotated as zinc finger protein 709-like. The transcript is spliced from 4 exons. Gene Ontology annotation, biological process: regulation of DNA-templated transcription. The coding region runs from base 86 to 2086 and encodes 666 amino acids. The record is from RefSeq and is a predicted model, not a curated record. NCBI's taxonomy places the organism in Eukaryota, Metazoa, Chordata, Mammalia, Rodentia, Spalacidae.